GGUUCAAUUCUCACAGAUUUACAGAAGGAGUACGCCUCCCUUUCCUCUCGCUAAUAUACACAAGUGAGACAACAAUUGACACAGAGCUGUGAGGCGGACACAACAAUGGCGGACGAUGACUAUGAUAUGGACGGAGGAUACGUGGACGAGCCAAUAGAACCUGAGCCUGAUGAAGGAGCAGAGAUUGAAGAAGAUAAUGGCAACAAUGAGGACAUACCAGACCCCCUGUUGGGUGAAGGUGAGGAGAAAACAGAGCAAGAGCCUGUGGAGCGACCUCGGAAGACGUCGAAGUAUAUGACAAAAUAUGAACGUGCUAGAAUCCUGGGCACUCGUGCACUCCAGAUCAGCAUGAAUGCUCCUGUGAUGGUUGAGUUGGAGGGGGAAACUGAUCCACUCGAGAUUGCAAUGAAGGAGCUCCGAGAGAGGAAGAUACCAUUCACAAUUCGCCGUUACCUGCCUGAUGGAAGUUAUGAAGAUUGGGGAGUUGAUGAAUUGAUUGUUGAGGAUUCAUGGAAGAGACAAGUCGGAGGAACUUGAUGCUUGAAGUGCCUCCUUUGCAUGCAGGGUUGUGAGGAGUCUAAUCUGCUGUUUUUGGUUGUCAUACUCCACCAAGUUAUUGCGAAGUUAACAUUAACAAUGUUAUCAAUGUAUUAAGGAAAACUCAAGUGCUUAUUCAUAUCUGUUGUGUGAUAUUGCAAGUUCUAAUGGGUAUGUACUAGUAGGGCUCUAAAACUGGGCAGGCAUUGCUUAGUUUUUGUAUGAGAUGUUUGUUAGUAAAUGGAAAAAUGGAGUAAUCACUCUCAACACUUUGUAGAAGGAAAUUGGCUUGCAACUUUA
This is a messenger RNA of Nicotiana tabacum (common tobacco), 837 nucleotides long. Its product is annotated as DNA-directed RNA polymerases II and V subunit 6B. Gene Ontology annotation, biological process: transcription by RNA polymerase I; transcription by RNA polymerase II; tRNA transcription by RNA polymerase III. The record is from RefSeq and is a predicted model, not a curated record. NCBI's taxonomy places the organism in Eukaryota, Viridiplantae, Streptophyta, Magnoliopsida, Solanales, Solanaceae. Gene Ontology annotation, cellular component: RNA polymerase III complex; nucleus; RNA polymerase I complex. Gene Ontology annotation, molecular function: DNA binding.